Messenger RNA from Eurytemora carolleeae, 1400 nucleotides. Its product is annotated as intracellular protein transport protein USO1-like. The transcript is spliced from 5 exons. The coding region runs from base 87 to 1400 and encodes 437 amino acids. Lineage: Eukaryota; Metazoa; Arthropoda; Copepoda; Calanoida; Temoridae. The record is from RefSeq and is a predicted model, not a curated record.
CAUAGGGUUAUUUGAAAUUUAUAUUUAGGGUUGAGGACGAGGAUGAAGAUUUCUCUGAACCUGACAAGGAGGAGAGCAGGAGAAGGAUGGGAAUCAUCUGCUCGGAGAAGGAACAGCAGACAACUAAACAUUGGUUUCGGGGAGGAUCAGAGGAGGAAGGAACCUGGGAGAGAUCUAAGAUUGAGAAAUUAAGGAAGGAGAAGGAAACUUUAAACCUGGAGCUCAGUUUAGUUGAGAAGGAGAAGGUUAAUCUCGAAUCUAAAGUUUCUAAGAUUAAAUCAGAUCUCGGGACUGCUGAGAAGAUUAUAAGAGAGCUGUCUACCGAGCUGAAGACUGCUCGGGAGAAGAAUGACGAGCUCAAGCGGAAAUAUAAUUAUAAAUAUCGACCUAGGCUGGAUGGAGAGGAUGGAAGGAGUGAGGAAGAGAAUCAGAACAGUAUUAAUGAACUAGAACUCAGGGUUAAAGGACAAUCAGAAGCUCUCUCCGAUCUUAAACUUCAAUUGGAGAAAUCAGAGAAGAAAUAUAAUAAGGAGAAAUCUGCUUUAGUCAAGAGAUGUGAGGAACUUGAGAGUUUAGUUGGGACUGAGAAAGCAAGAGUUGAAUCUAUCUGGGAACUGGAGAAAACAGAGAUGGGACGAACUCUGGCUAAUCUCAGGAAUCAGGUUGUUCAAUUGGAGAAUCAUAAGCUUAUGAAGGAAUCCCUAGAAAAGGAGUUUAAUCUUCUUCUCAGGGAGAAGGAGACAUGGGACUCGGAGAAGCUGGAGUAUGACGUGAACCUGGAUAAGCUGGAGGAGAAACUAACCUAUAGAAACCGUAUUCUGGAGCAAUCUCAGUCUGAGGUACUUCAGCUCAAAUCUCAAAUCUCGGAGCUCAAGAAGAAACUUGAAAACUUCGAAGCUGAAAGAUCAAGCCUAAGUUCAGAGAUUUCAACGCUGAACCAAAAGUUGUCAGUGUCUGAAGAAAAACUAAAGUGUUCUGAGCGUAGUAAGGAUGAACAUGAGAACAUAUUCUCCGAGUACAAACAGAAGUGUGAAGGAUAUGAAAUCGAAGUGGGAGAGUUAAGAAGAAGUAUUUCAACCAAAGAAAGUCUGAUUAUCCAACUUGAAGCCAAGCUAAAUAAGAUGACAGCUGAACUUAACGAUAUAAAAUCCACACUGAAAUCACAAAGUACGACAAAUCUUGAAUCACAAGCAGAUGAAAUAACAUCUUUAAAGGAACAGCUCACAGAUGCUUACUCCGCCAGGACAAAGGCAGAACAAAAGCUGACUGAGGUAGAAGGUUCCGAGAUGAGUCUCCAGGAACGCUUGAAUCGUCAGCAGAAAACAAACAAGAUUCUCGAGGAACGUUGUUACUCUACAGAGACAAUUUUAAGGUAUUUCUUUUACAAAAAAAAUAUUUAA